Molecule: messenger RNA, 2046 nt
Organism: Colletotrichum phormii
Lineage: Eukaryota; Fungi; Ascomycota; Sordariomycetes; Glomerellales; Glomerellaceae
Product: fungal-specific transcription factor domain-containing protein
Exons: 5
Coding region: 1-2046 (681 amino acids)
Biological process (GO): positive regulation of transcription by RNA polymerase II; DNA-templated transcription
Cellular component (GO): nucleus
Molecular function (GO): zinc ion binding; sequence-specific DNA binding; DNA-binding transcription factor activity, RNA polymerase II-specific
Source: RefSeq, a predicted model, not a curated record
AUGACAUCGGAAGGCGACGCGUCCAGUGCGGAAGAUAGGGUUGCUUUGAGGUCCGCUCCGGUAUCCUCGUCGGCUUCAUCCCGACCAAAGACCAAACCUACAGCCUGCCGUAGGUGUCACUCUCGCAAAGUGAGGUGUUCGGGUGGUCAACCGUGUGAGAAUUGUCGCCAAGCAAGCAAGGGCAUAGAAUGCACGUACCCUCGACGAAACCGCAUGGUCAAAGUUAGCCAACGCUACAUCGAUGACCUCAUUGCCGAAAAUCAACGGUUGAAGAGCAAUGACAGCAUUGGAAGUCAACCUCGAGCAGCCAACCUGCUCCCAGACAUCGCAGUUGUUGCCCCGGUAAAAGAGACAGCAGACAGCAAUGCAACUGCCAUACCAGCGCCAUCGCUUGAUGAACGACCAUGGUUCUUCGACAUGAAUAUUCCGCACACGCCAAUCCUCAUUGGCGAGGCCUCAGACGCCGCAUUUGCUACCCGCUUCCGCCAAGCAAUCUCAUCAGCUGAGAGCAGUCACAUCCCGCGGGUGAACUAUGCCACAGAUGAAAGGCUGCUCGCUCUGUCUGAUACAGACUGCCCUUGGCCUAGCCCGGCAAGAGCACGUUUUCUUGUCGGAGUUGCCUUGAGAUAUGUCAGCCGCUGCUACCACAUUAUCCGAAAGAGCUCUAUUCUGGAUGCCUUGGAACAGACACUUCAGAACCCAGCUGAAAGCGAUUCCCUUCUCAAAAGUAAGCUGUGGGCAAUGUUUGCUAUUGGCGCCAUGUACUCGACCCGGUCUGCUACGUCGGAAAAGCACUUCCCUGGCAUGGGCUACUUUGCACGGGCAACCCGCAUCUUGCGUAUCUCUUUUUACUCCCUUGCGCUCAACCGACGACAUACUGCCUACACCUUUGCCGGCUCCGCAACCAGGCUUGCCGUUGUCAUGGGCCUUCAUCUGAACGUUCCCGAAUCUCAACUCAGGGACGCAGCCGCCCGGGAGCACAGAGUUAGGGUAUGGUGGACAGCCUACAUCUUUGACAGGAUGUGGGCAGCCAAGUUAAGCCACCCAGUUGCCGUCCAAGACAUCGAUAUUGAAGUGGAUUUGCCAUCGAACCCGGUUGUCGACGAUAAUAUAGCGGAUGACUUUGCCGAUGCAUCCUACUUCGUUGCCAGUGUCAAGCUCGCCGGUUUACUGGGGAAGGUGGUGCCUUCCAUAUAUCGAAGAAGAGCACAAGACACAUCAUUAUCCCACAGGGUUCAAGAGGCAUUGAAGGAUCUCCGUGGGUGGUCGGCGGAGUUACCACCGCAGCUUCACAUUGACUCAAAGCCUACAUCGGAAAGAAUGCCAAAGCCAAUCUCGCUGCAUCUCAACUUCAAUCAGUGCGCUAUCAGCACUACCCGUCCGAUUUUACUCCACGUGCUGCGAACACAUGUAGCAUCUUGGGGAACACCAGAGACCCCAGAACCUCGAGUCCCGGCCACCGCCAUGACUCUCGCAGAAACUUGCAUCCGCUGCGCUCGUCAUACCUGUCGACUUCUGACGGAAUGUUGGAUCGACGGCUCUUUUGCAACGUUUGACUACUUCUACACCCAGUACCUCUUCUCAGCCGCCACCAUCCUAGCGGCAUCUAGCCUUCUAAGCGGAAAGGAGAGCCACAACGAUAGGGAACAAUUUGAAGAAGCUGCUCAAUUCUUGUCUCAGCUGAAAGAUAAUGGCAACUAUGCAGCCGAGGAGUUCUGCCAUCACAUCGACGCUAUGAAGCCUACAAUGGCCGCAGCUCAUAUACGCCGUGGUGAUUUCGCCAUGGCGGCAGACUCGACGGCUUUGCUGAACGAUACGACGGCUGCUUUCACGGAUGCUGCAGUCAGUCUCAAUCAACCUUUCGCGGAGCAAAACACGACCGCUGGUAUGGCACUUAAUGAACCGUCGUUGCAGGAGCUUCUGGCGCAGCCACUUCUCGACUUGCAGUUCAUAGAUGCAUCGAUCUACCAUGAUGGGGCUCAGGGCCUUUACUGGCCAGACUUCAGCCCGGAGUCAUGGACGCCCGAAACGUGGACAGCAACUUGA